Messenger RNA from Cavia porcellus (domestic guinea pig), 3065 nucleotides. RefSeq names its product lin-9 DREAM MuvB core complex component (gene Lin9). The coding region runs from base 77 to 1750 and encodes 557 amino acids. Gene Ontology annotation, cellular component: transcription repressor complex; nucleoplasm. The record is from RefSeq and is a predicted model, not a curated record. The transcript has 15 exons. Gene Ontology annotation, biological process: regulation of cell cycle; DNA-templated transcription; regulation of transcription by RNA polymerase II. Gene Ontology annotation, molecular function: DNA binding. NCBI's taxonomy places the organism in Eukaryota, Metazoa, Chordata, Mammalia, Rodentia, Caviidae.
GGCGGGAGCAGCACGGCGCCGCGGUCCGCGAGCUCCGCAUUCGAACCUCCCUCGCAAAGACAGUCUCCGCCCCACAAUGCACCGCGGCGGCCAGCCUUUGAAAAAGCGGCGCGGCUCGUUCAAGAUGGCGGAGCUCGACCAGUUGCCUGACGAGAGCUCUUCAGCAAAAGCUCUCGUCAGUUUAAAAGAGGGAAGCUUAUCUAAUACAUGGAAUGAAAAGUACAGUUCUUUACAGAAAACACCUGUGUGGAAAGGGAGAAAUAUAAGCCCUGCUGUAGAAAUGCCUUUCAGAAAUUCAAAACGAAGUCGACUCUUUUCUGAUGAAGAUGACAGACAAAUAAAUACGAAAUCACCUAAAAGAAACCAGAGAGUUGCAAUGGUUCCACAGAAAUUUACAGCAACAAUGUCAACACCAGAUAAGAAAGCUUCACAGAAGAUUGGUUUUCGAUUACGGAACCUACUCAAGCUUCCAAAAGCACAUAAAUGGUGCAUAUAUGAGUGGUUCUAUUCAAAUAUAGAUAAACCACUUUUUGAAGGUGAUAAUGACUUCUGUGUAUGUCUGAAGGAAUCUUUUCCUAAUUUGAAAACAAGAAAGUUAACAAGAGUAGAGUGGGGAAAAAUCAGACGGCUUAUGGGAAAACCACGGAGAUGUUCUUCUGCAUUUUUUGAGGAAGAGAGAUCAGCAUUAAAACAGAAACGGCAGAAAAUAAGGCUCUUACAACAAAGGAAAGUUGCAGAUGUUUCACAAUUCAAAGAUCUUCCAGAUGAAAUUCCUUUGCCCUUGGUUAUUGGAACCAAAGUUACAGCACGACUACGUGGCGUACAUGAUGGUCUGUUCACAGGACAGAUAGAUGCUGUGGAUACUCUUAAUGCCACUUACAGAGUGACUUUUGAUAGGGCAGGACUUGGGACUCACACCAUCCCUGACUAUGAAGUGCUUAGUAAUGAGCCUCAUGAAACCAUGCCCAUCGCUGCCUUUGGACAGAAACAGCGGCCUUCUCGAUUUUUUAUGACCCCACCACGGUUACAUUAUACUCCUCUUCAGUCACCAAUUACAGACAGUGAUCCUUUAUUAGGACAAUCACCUUGGAGAAGUAAAAUUUCUGGGUCUGACACUGAAACAUUGGGUGGUUUUCCUGUAGAAUUCCUUAUUCAAGUGACUAAAUUAUCCAAAAUUCUCAUGAUUAAAAAGGAACAUAUCAAGAAAUUAAGGGAAAUGAAUACAGAAGCAGAAAAACUGAAAUCAUAUUCCAUGCCCAUUAGCAUUGAAUUUCAGCGGAGAUACGCAACAAUUGUUCUAGAGCUUGAACAGCUGAACAAGGACCUAAACAAAGUUUUGCAUAAAGUUCAACAGUACUGUUACGAGCUUGCUCCGGAUCAGGGGCUGCAGCCAGCAGAUCAGCCCACGGACUUGCGCCGGCGCUGUGAGGAGGAGGCACAGGAAAUCGUCCGGCAUGCCAACACUUCCACAGGACAGCCCUGUGUUGAAAAUGGAAACCUCACAGACUUAAUCUCUAGGCUUACGGCUAUCUUACUGCAAAUUAAGUGUCUAGCAGAGGGAGGAGACCUGAAUUCGUUUGAGUUUAAAUCACUUACAGAUUCAUUAAAUGAUAUCAAGAGUACGAUAGAUGCUUCUAAUAUCAGUUGCUUUCAGAAUAAUGUAGAAAUCCACGUUGCACACAUUCAGAGUGGCCUGAGCCAGAUGGGAAACUUACAUGCUUUCGCAGCCAAUAACACCAACAGAGACUGAGUACACCACUGAGCUGUUCCAGCUGUGUAGGACACUGGUUUCAAGUUUUUCCUUUGUGUAGGCUAUCAACACCAAAUAACCCAACUGCUGGAAAACAAAGGAAAUUUAAAUCUCCGAAUAAGGCAUUUUAAUAUACUGUACUGCUUCUUAAACCAGCACUGCUGACCAGCAUAUAUUUAUUUUUCUUCUGUUAUUCAUAUGCAGUAGGAUUGCCAGUGUAACGUAUGUUUAUGAGCAAGUAUUUUUAAACUGAAAAUGUCUUAAGUAUAUAAUUUCAUGGGAAAAUAUGUUCACCAUUUUUUUAAUGUGCAUGAAUUCCACCAACACAUGGAGACAACUACUGCAACAGAGAAUAUGAAAAAACAUGGCCUUUUAUGCAUAGUGGUGAAUGUGGAAAUUCUACCUGGGAAAGGACCGCUCUGCUGGAGCCAGCCGUCACCACUGCAGUCUGUGGGAGAUGAGACAGGUAGUGCAGGGAGCUCUAGUCUAAGGAAGCCACUGGAGUACGGAGAGUAUGUGAUGUAUACUUGCAGCGUGACAUGGUUCUGUAAAUCGUUUUAUAAUAUUUUAAUUUAUCAUAAUUUAUAAGGAAAGCAUUCAUUGUUGAAAGAAAAUGAAGGAGCAGGAAAAAACUGUUACUGCACAAUGCUGAACUUCUGCAGGGGGAUUUGGCAUGUCUCUCCCGUCAGUUCAGGGCAAAAAGUGCUAUUGUUAUGAGAUUUAUUUUAAAAAAAGACUGAUAACACACUAUUUUCAUAUUUUUUGUUUAUUUGCACAACUUAAACCAGACAACUCAUUAAAAUCCAACAGUAUACAAUUUAUAAAAUAAAAAGGUUUUAUAAGGAAAAAUAACCAGAGUUGUGAAUUGCAGAAAAAGAUUUGUUUUUUGGUUGUUUUGGGGGUUUUUGUUUCAUUUUGUUUUUUAAAGAAAACUUGCCUAAAAUGUUAAUCUUGUAAAAAAUAUGUAUUUUGAAUUUUCUUUGUUUUAAUAGAGAAUAUUAUAAAGUCAAAAUAUAAUAAAUUGUUUUCAAAUUUGGAGUUUUAAAAUAUAGCUAUAGACGUGGUUUUGAUUCUUUUAGAUGUCUCAUAAAAUGAGACUUUUUAUAUGUUAAUGUAUAAUAAAACUGAAGUAAGAUUAUUUUCCAUUUGAAAUUUUUGUAUAGUUUAAAAAUGCUUCUGUAUUCUUUGUUGGUAUUAUGCCACUGCAAAUCUGUAGUGCAGAGUUUAUAUUUAGCUAAACUUUUAUGUUAAUAAGAAAUGCAUAAAUCUUUUAUUAAUAUUUGUAAUUCUAAAUAAAUUGGUCUAUGAAAUUUAA